AUGAAUAUACAAUGGAAACAGAAGUAUGAUGAUGAAGAAGCAACUUUCUCAUUCAUACCGACAGAUGAUAAUAUUCAAUCUUUUGAUUAUCCAUCAGCAAACAGAGAGUUUGAACAGCAAUCUUUAGAUAAUUUCAAUGCUAAUUAUACAAUAACUUCGCCUGAUAGAAAAACAAUUUAUGACGAUGCUUUUUCAAGUUUAAGCAAACAAGAAGCUUCUAUUGCUUUAGAUAAACUUUGGACACAGUUAAAAAAUGAACAAUUAUCAAUAAGAAAAGCUGAAUUGGAAAAUACCUCUCUUACGCUCGAUGGUAAAACAAUUCGUUGGCAUGAAUGUAUUUAUAGUAAAACAAGACCACCAACUGGCCAUAGUUUAUGGAUAUCAAUGCAUGGUGGAGGUAGUUGUCCAUCUUCUGUCAAUGAUCAACAAUAUCAAAAUCAAAUUAAAUUAUAUAAUCCAAGUGAAGGUAUUUGGGUAGUACCUCGAAGUCCUACAGAUAGUUGGAAUCAAUGGCAUCAAGAACAUAUCGAUACAAUGUUUGAUCGUAUUAUAGAAAAUUAUAUCAUUGUCAAAGAAAUUAAUCCAAAUCGUGUUUAUAUUUUGGGUUAUUCAGCUGGUGGUGAUGGUGUCUAUCAACUUGCUCCACGUAUGGCCGAUAGAUUUGCUGCCGCUUCUAUGAUGGCUGGACAUCCAAAUGAUGCUUCACCACUUGGUCUACGUAAUCUACCAUUUGCUAUUUUUGUCGGUGAAAAAGAUAGUGCCUACAAUCGAAAUGAAGUAGCACGUCAAUGGUCUGAACAACUCGAUACUUUACAAAAGACAGAUCAAAAUGCUUAUCAUCAUUAUGUUAAUAUAUGUGUUGAUAUGGGUCAUUGGAUGUGUGGUCAAGAUGCUAAAGCACUCUCUUGGAUGGCACAAUGGACACGUAAUCCAUGGCCAAAGAAGGUUGUUUGGGUUCAAGAUGAUGUUACUCAUGAUCGUUUUUAUUGGAUAUCAUUACCUGAUACUGUAAAAACUAAACAAGGUCAAAAAAUAACGGCCGAAGUUGUUGAACAAGCUAUUUUCAUUACUGUUAGCGAAGGUAUUCAACAACUUACUCUUUGUCUUUCUGAUGCCUUAAUUGAUUUGGAUCAACCAAUUACUGUUUAUGUCGAAGAAUAUGGUGAAGUUUUUCAAGGUCAUGUCUCACGUACUAUACAAGCAAUUAAAGAUUCGUUACGUCGUCGUGCUGAUCCAACUAGUGUUGCUACAGCUUAUCUUGAACUUGUCUGGUGA
This is a messenger RNA of Rotaria sp. Silwood2, 1275 nucleotides long. The record is from the annotation of a GenBank genome assembly. Lineage: Eukaryota; Metazoa; Rotifera; Eurotatoria; Philodinida; Philodinidae.